AUGAUGUUUACAGAAGAAAGUGAUGAUGGCCGUUUAUCAAAUGGCUCUAUUGACUUAUGCCCUUUUAAACUAUCUGGCCAAGUCUCUCCUAUGAACAAUGAAGGUUUCAUAAAUCUCUGCAAAUCGAAGCUAAAAACCAAUCCAAAAAACAGCAAACUCUGACAAAAGACAAGGAAAGAGCAGUAUAGCAGCACCGAAAAUAAAACUCCAAGACUUUCCCAAUUUAACUCAGAAGUCAUGGAAGAAAUCAUGCAAAACGAAAUAAAAGCCAAAAAAAGACAUAGAGAGCCCUUUGCUUCUGAUUUUGAGUCACAUUCAAUUGAUGCAGCUGUUAAAUUAGAUAUCGAUUCCUGCUUUAUGUGAUUUAUUGUAGAGAGAAAAACAAUUGGAAAUAUCAUUCCUGACUAUGAAUUUAACAGAUCAAAAGAAAUUUUCCUGCAAAUGCUCAGCAAGGCUGAUGAUUCCCAUGAGCUUCAUUUCGGGAUUGCAAAACUUUUGGCGUAUGAAAAUAAUUUUGAGCAGGCUUUGAGACAUUUGAAAAAAGCAAUUGAGAUUUCUGAAGACAAAGCUUAUAAAAUAUGAUAUAUCGUGCUAUAUUUAAGAGCAUUGAAAGAUCCAAGCAUAAAUGGCGUGAUCAGCUCAGUUGAGUUGGGGAAUUCAUGGAAAUGAUAUAACUGAUUCUGCUGCACAAACCAGAGAAAAGCUCAGUCAUUCCAUUUAAUAUAUAGAGAAUUAUUGAGCAUCCUGAAUAAAGUUAAUCCCAGCAUAGAAAAUCUUUGAGCAAAUAUGAUAAUAGCUCAGACUAAAACGCUUUUUGAGGGGCUAGAAAUUGAAUCUCCGAUGUAUUAUGCGACAAAAAUCAAGGAAAUUGAUAAUUAUUAUGGAUAUCUUGCGUGGGCAGAAAUUUAUGCCCAAGACAGAAAUUAUAAAAAGAGCAUUGAAAUUUUAAAAGAGUUAGUUAAAAUUUAUGCAAAUAGGCCAGAAGCUUACAUGAAGCUAUGGCAAAUUUAUUAUUAUACAAUCAGAGAUUACAAUGCUUCUGAAGAUAUUGCUGCUGAAGCUUUUAUCAGGCUUGGGGGUACUGAUAAUUCUCAAUAUCAUUCAUUAUUAUGAAUUAGUUAUAUAUAUAUAAAAUGGUCUUGACAAGCGAUCCGUCCUCCUCGUGGCAGGUCCCCUUUUGUAUAUCCGGACGUGGUUUUGGGGUGCAAGGAGCUGCCCAAUGUCUUGUUAGCCCUAAAGCAAGAGGCCCAGCACUAUUCCGCUGAUAGUGGCCUGGCUUGAGCGACAGUUUUUUGUACCUUUUAGACAGCAGCACCCAAGCCCAGGUUAGGCCAGAAAAGGGGGGCUUAAGCUAACAGCAGAACGCCUCUCCUCAGCUCUUGCCUUGGAACGCAUGGGCGCCUUAGGAAGUGGGGACUAUAAAGACUCAUCACUAAUCUAAUGAAUUAAAUUAGUUAUGCAAAAAGUUUCUUUAAAUUGAGGAAAUACUCUAACUGUUUUGAAUUGCUGCAACAAAAAUAUAUAGAAAACUCGAGCUUUCCUAUAUUCUUAUACCAAUAUGGGAGACUUUGUAUUAAAUCAGAAGUUUAUUUUUUUACGGGCUCUGCGAUUGGUGCUCUGCAAGAAUGUCUUAGACUAUGUGAUAAAGGUAGGUAUGGAAGCAUUUAUUAUUGGCUAUCCAAAGGAUUAUUGAUGAAUAGGCAAUAUACAGAAGCUCUUAAAGCGAUGAAAAAAGCUUUAUUCUUUUUGAAUUCCAAAGAGAAAAAGAAAGCAGACGAAAUUAAGAGAGCAGUCAGUGUUCUAGCUCCUACUAUGAAAGCAUAUGAGCUGCUAAGAAAUGAAUUAUCGUCAGAAGAGAAACCCAAUUUAAAGCAUUGCAAAUCACUCUGCAACGAAUUCCAAAUUUAUAAUAAACCUGUAGCAAAUGUUUAUAUGGCAAAAAUUAUGUGGCUCGCAGGACACAAACAACAAGCAAUAGCUGAUUUAAAGGAAAUAGUUGAAAAUAAUGACCCUCCCUUAAUUGCUUACUUUAUUUUACUAGAAUGCUUAAAGCAAGGCCAAGACUACGAGCAAAUGAAAGAAAUCGGAAAAGAAAUGAUAAAAUUUUGUAAUAACCCUCAAAUUUCCACACCUGACUGAAUUAAAGCUCAUCUCCUAUACUCCAAGAUUUUAAUAUAUAAUAAGCUUCAUAGCAAAGCCAUUUUUGUAUUAAAAUGUUUAGCUAAAGUCUUUCCUCCAAUGCCAUAUGUUGAGCUCCCAUACACAAAAUAUCUUCAAAAAGCUACUACAUAUGAAGAAUUAAAUAGUAUUCCUAAUGGCAGUUUUCAAGCAGAAGAAAGAAUUGACAUUCACCAAAAUUUUAUUCCUUCGUAUAAGACAUGAAAUAGAGAAAUAUCUGUAGACUUUUUAGAUGAUGAGGCUGCACCUAAACCGAUAAUGAGCCCUCCUGUAUUGAAAAAUAAAAGAAAAGCUAUUAAAAAUUUUAGUGAUCAGUACGGCAGAAGGAAAACAAGCAGAAAAUUUGAUGGUCUGUCGAUUUUAAUAGAAGAAGAAAAAUGGAGCGAUGAUGAAAAUGAAUAUUAUGAAGAAAAGGUUGAAUUUAGCUCAAUGCCAAAACCUGAAAAUAGAUUAAACUAUUUUGCUGGCCAUAAGAGGGUAAACACACUCGCCGUCGCCCAUCUUGACUCCAAAAUGUCGCAAUUAUAGAUUUUCGACCUGAACCGCUUGUCCAAAGGAUUAGCUCCUAGGGCAGAGCAACUGUCUAUAGGUGCUCCCAAUGGUCCCGAUGAGGAAAGAAUAUGUGGUAGGCAAAACUUGUCUAGCUUAUCCGGCAGAGACAGGAAAACCUCUGGGGAGAAACAAAACUUCCCUCUUCAGCAAGGCAUCACCAAACCUGAAGGCCUACUUAAAAAACGGACAGAGACUCUAUUUUCAACCUCAUCAGGAUGGGUCCGAUCUCCUCCAUAGGCACUGCGCCUCACUUCAAAUUUUUUUCAACAUCACUAUUUUAUUUUUCCAUAACCUGAAAAAGAAUUUGCAGGAUUUUCUAUAUCGUCGAAUCCCAUAUUUUUAUAUAAAAUCGCAAAAUAUUCAGCCAAAUAUAGAUCAAAUAUUGAUGAUGGGCUUUAUGCUGUUGAUGAGUUUAUAACUUUGUUAAAAUUUGAAAAAGAUGAAGAUAAAAAAGAGAAAAUUCUCAAAAAAGCCCUUCAUUGGAAGUCAAUACUAAAAAAUAAUAAGAAGAUAGCAAAGUUUGACUGACAUUAA
Molecule: messenger RNA, 3264 nt
Organism: Blepharisma stoltei
Lineage: Eukaryota; Ciliophora; Heterotrichea; Heterotrichida; Blepharismidae
Source: the annotation of a GenBank genome assembly